Bolinopsis microptera is the source of this 2682-nucleotide messenger RNA. RefSeq lists its product as uncharacterized. The record is from RefSeq and is a predicted model, not a curated record. The coding region runs from base 1 to 2682 and encodes 893 amino acids. The transcript has a single exon. Lineage: Eukaryota; Metazoa; Ctenophora; Tentaculata; Lobata; Bolinopsidae.
AUGUUUAGAGCCGUCAAUGUGUACUGCCCCACCAACACCAAAUCAGAACUCAGACCAGAAAUUGUCAGGAAAUUGUACAAGCAAGUCAGUUCAGCUAUUGUCGUUCCUUCAAGACACGAGUUGUUUGUGAUGGGAGAUUUCAACGGUAGGCUGGGUAAGCUUGAUGACUCAGACUAUGUAAAUGGUGUGUCAGAUUAUGUCGGCAGGCACGGUAUGGGUAAAAGGAAUCACAACGGUCACUACCUUCUCAACUUCAUGUGUAGAAACGACUUGUUUGCUGCUAAUACUGCCUUCCUUCACCGUGCGAGUCAUCGGACCACUUACGAGGGUUUGGUUAAUGUCAAAGGUCAGUCUGGUAAAAAGCGUAAAGUGUUUACUCAGAUAGAUUAUAUUCUUUGUAAAAGAAGAAGUAAAUGUCUGCUCAGAGAUGCUAGGUCGCACAACGGUAUGGUGUUUAGUUCUGACCAUAGGCUUGUAAUAUGUACGAUUAAAUUGUCUAAACGCCCCCUGUUCUACGCUAAAGCUCCUAAACGUCCUAAAAUGUUUGACACUCGCAGGCUCACAUCAGACCCCGAUUGUAAACGAACGUAUGAACAUGACAUUGCUAGUAGACUUUCUACUGUAAUACCCUCAGGUGAUCCCAACAAGGACUUUGCAGUAGUACUGGGUGAAGUUCAUAAGUCAGCUGCUGAGACCCUAGGCUACAGGAAGGCUAAGAAUAAGUGCUUCUUCUCUAAUGACCCUACUGUUGUUGCCCUAGCCGCAGAACGACACGAUAUACGCCUCGCCCUGGCAAGCACCAACAAGCCCUGUGAUAGCUCUGUACUGCGAGGACGGAGAAAUAAGCUCGGUAAAGACAUCAAAAAGAGACUGAAGGAGCUAGAGUGUGCUAAGGCUGACCAGUUAGCUGAAGAAAUUUCAUCAACUGACGACACGCGUCAAAUGUUCGAAGCUGUGAGAUCCUUAGCUAAGACCAAAGAGACAAAGCCUAUAGUUGUCCACAAUAAGGAUGGGUACCCCAUUGGUACAGACCUCGCUAAAGCUGAAAUACUCCGCGAUUGGUAUGAAGAACAGCUGACUGGAGAUGAACCUGCCCUUGAUCCGUUUGAAGGUCCCCCUUCUCCCCUCGACUGCCCUAUCACAGAAUAUGAGGUAAAAACCGCUGCUAAACGCCUCAAGAACGGUAAAGCCAAUGGACCUGACAAUACCCCCAAUGAGCUCCUCAAGUAUGGUAGGAGUGCGCUAUGUGUCCAUUACGCCAAAAUCAUCAACACCUGCUUUGAAGAGAACCUGUUCCUUGACGCUGUCGGAGAAUGUUUCAUCACCCCUCUUCAAAAGCCUGGCAAGACUCCUGGUGAACUGAAAAGCCUCAGACCCCUGACACUAUGUAACUGUGCUCGUAAGCUGCUAUCCCUCAUUACACUCAGGAGAAUUGAAGCAAAGGUAGACGCUUACACAGGUCCAUGGCAAGCUGCCUACAAGCAGAAGAGAAGCUGUGGAGACCUGGUAUGGUGUCACCGUAUGUUGAUCAGCAUCGUAAAAGAAAGAGAGUGGUCUUUCCACAAGAUGGGCCUAGACAUGUCCAGUGCCUUCGAUACUAUCAGUAGGCAGACUGUGCUCAACCUCCUAGAGGACGCAGGGUGCACAAGAGAUGAGAUCAGACUAGUGAGAUUCCUCCUAAGCAACACCAAGAUCAAGGUGCGAGUCAACAACGCUACCUCCCUUGAAUUCAUCAGCACCAAUGGAGGACCCCAAGGUGAUAGUGUUUCAGGCCUCUGUUUCACAAUCACUCUAGCUGGUGCCUGCUACCACCUGCGUGCCGUGACGCUGCGCCCAACCCCUCCUAUUAGUCCUAGCGGCAUGCCUGAAGAAGAUGCCUACUCUGAUGACAUCGACUAUCUUGGUGAAGACAAAGAUGCUCUAGAAGCCCUCCUCCCUGUCGCUACUAAGGUGUUCAAAGAGUGGAAUCUGAAUAUUAAUGAAUCAAAGACAGAGUUUGUACACGUCUACAUAGCUGGGAAAGAUGAGGUCAUGGAUGAUGGUAAACCCCUUAGAAUGAAUGAAGAAUGGUGCAGUAGCAAGUUGUUGGGUUCUCUGCUAGAAAGUAGGAAAGAUGUCACCAGAAGAAUCAUGUUAGCCAAUGUAGCAUUCCAGAACUUCAAGAAGGUCUGGUGCCAGAGUAAGAUCCCCCUACAGAAGAAGCUGAAGGUCUAUGAGGCCCAAGUAGUAUCUAUCCUCAUGUAUAACUCUAGUUGCUGGGGAAUGCCUAAAUCGUACUGGGACAAACUAGAUGCAUGUCACCGUAACCACCUCAGAAAGAUCAUGAAUGUCAGCUGGCCACGCAGUAUGAUGUCCAAAGAUACCCUAUACAAACAGAGUAACUCUACCCCUAUGUCUGAGCGUGCUGAGUUAUCUAGGUGGAAGAUGCUAGGACACAUACUGAGGAGCGAUGAAAGAUCACCAGCUCAAGCUGCGCUGUGCUUUGCUGUCGAGAUGUGUAGUGAAGUUGGUAGACUCGGGGCUCACAGACGUAACCUCCUACACCACCUGAAGGUUGACCUCUGGAAGCGUUUCAUCUUGCUGGAGUCGUAUGAUGAUAUUCUUCAUUUGAGAGAACUUGCUAGUAACCGUGGUUAUUGGAGUAAAUUGUUCGACUUUAUACUUGAGUACAAGUCAAUUUGA